AAUUAGUAGUGCCAGAAAGAAAAUGGCAUUUAACUGAAACGAGAAGUCAAAGUGCUCAAGCAAGCAAGUCUAUGAUGGAUAUCAUGGAUACUCAACGUGCCUUGGAGGCUGUGGAGCGACUUCAAGCCAAACUGAAAGAGCGAGGGGAGGCCCCUGCUCAGGAGAAACUCAGCCUGCUGAAGACUGUUCUACGGAGCCCCCUGUUCCUUCAUAUACUAAGCUUACAGAAGGCUCAGCGGAAGCCCCCAGCCAAGGCCAAGGGUCUUUCCAAAUCAGUGUCUAUGAACUGUGGCAAGUGCCAGGGUGUGGCAAUGGACGCCAAGACGCUCAGCCACAGUGACUCCUACACUUGGGCCAUGGAGAACCAAAGACCCAGCAGGUCGUUCCAUAGGGAAGGAAGUGUUUCCUCUCUGGACUCACAGGAUUUGUCCUUUUCAGACAUCUACCCAGACAACUGCAUUCACACUGAAUCACAGUACUGCACACCCCCUCGGAUAUCCCGAACUAUGUCCAUGGGGAGGAAUCUGUCAGCAAUUGCCCAUGAGAGGCGUCACCUGGAGAUCAUAGAACUAACUAAUGAUGGGAAAGGGCUCGGCUUUGGCAUCAUAGGAGGACGGAGCACAGGAGUCAUGAUCAAGACAAUACUGCCCGGUGGAGCAGCUGGACAGGAUAAACGUCUGCGCAGUGGGGAUCAAAUCUUGCGCAUUGGAGAUACUGAUCUGGCUGGCAUGAACAGUGAGCAGGUGGCGCAGGUGCUUAGAAAUGCUGGUAGCAAGGUAAAACUACUCAUCGCCAGGGAUAUCAACAAGGACAACCUUUUCUCUCCUGUCCUCAGCCAGGAGUCCUUGGAUGGCGAGUUCUAUGACUUGAAUGAUGACUAUGAGUUCAGUGUGCAGUUCACUAAAAACAGCCGGGGAUUGGGAUUCACCAUCUCCAGUUAUAUUGGCGACCUAAACUCAAUAUACAGUGCUGGUGUGACGGUGAAAACUAUUUUAAAGGGUAGCAGUGUUGACCAGGAUGGACACAUUCACAUCGGAGAUAUCAUCUUGUCUGUGGAUGGCGUGAGCCUGCAGGGCUGCAGUGAGCAGCGUGCAAUGGAGGUACUGAGGAGGACAGGUCCUGUAGUCAGACUGAGGCUGCUGAGGAAAGCUGUCCGUCUGAGUCACAUCUUGCCCCCGGUGCCUCCACUGCAGCCCCUUCGACACUCCCACAGCUUUCACGAGGGCUAUCCUUACAGAGUUGGCCUAAACAAGAUUCAUGAGACAGGAAUAUGCUCACUGCGUGAAAUCUCCCGGCGGGCUGCAUACGCCAACAGACGGCCCCGACAUGAUUCAAGAAAUGGAGUGCAACUGACACCGGCAGAGGAAGAAGACCUAAGGAUGAGGUGGCAACGUGCUGUUGGACCACGAUACGAAGUCAUAGUUUGCCAGCUGGAGCGUUUCAGUGAGACGAGUGGCCUGGGCAUCAGUCUGGAGGCUCGGGCUGGACAUCAUUACUUGUGCUCCGUUUUACCUGAAGGCCCAAUUGGCCAAAGUGGCAAGAUUUUUACUGGGGACCAGAUACUGGAGGUGAAUGGCAUCCCACUAAUUGGAGAGACACACAAAGAGGUUGUCAACAUCCUCAAGGAGCUGCCCAUGUGUGUUUACCUGGUGUGUUCCCGCAUUGUACCCCCUGCCAUUCCUGACAGUGAUGAGGACGAAGAGGAGGAUGGCCAACUCACCCUGAAAGAACUACUGGCUGAGUUCAAUGACAAGUUGGAUCAGGGCUGCGUUAUUCCCUGUCCUACAGCCGAGGACAUCACAAAGCGUGGCGUGCCCCCUAUGUCUCCUCCACUGGCCAUGUGGGAGAGAGAGGCACAGGUGGUAGAGCUGGAGAAAGGCGAGUCGGGAUUGGGCUUCAGCAUCCUGGACUAUCAAGAUCCGGAGGAUGCCACUAAAACAGUGCUGGUAAUUCGCUCUUUGGUACCGGGCGGCGUGGCUGACCGAGAUGGCCGCCUUCUCCCGGGAGAUCGCCUCAUGUUUGUCAAUGAGACUGAUUUGGAAGGCUCCAGUCUGGAUUAUGCUGUGCAUGUGCUGAAGUCCACUGGCUAUGGCCCUGUGCACAUUGGUGUUGCCAAACCACUGCCCUUGGAACUCUGCGGUGGCUUGACGCCCAUCUUGGAGAGGAGCACACGGGGUUCCUGCGAUGACAGCGAUAGCCACACUCAGGUCAGCCUGCUAGCUGAUGCAGCUGAGGCCAACGCUUGCAACGUGGUGGAUAACAACAUCCACAACUCGGAAAUCCAGCCACAUCUGCGUUUUGGCAUCAUGGAAGACAACAACAUGGAACCCGCCCCUCCUCUUCCCCCACGCACCAGCUUUGAGAAAACAAUCACAGUUGUCCGGGGCAACCGUAGCCUUGGGAUGUCCGUGAGUGCUAUCAAGGACGGCUCAGGCAUACUGGUGCGCAGUGUGGCCCCUGAGGGUUCUGUCAGUCAAGAUGGCAGACUCAGUGUGGGUGAUGCAAUCUUGGCAAUCAACGGCGAAUGUACAUCCAACCUGACCAAUGCUAUGGCCCGCUCGAUGCUGCGUCGACACUCUGUCCUUGGGCCAGAGCUCAGUAUAAAUUAUGUGCCAGCAAAUCAGGUGGAUGAGCACCGAACCCGACUGUGUUUGCCCCCGUUGGCAUCCAUCCUUGAAGACCCACCCUCCGCCCCCACGCCACCUACCCUGUCUUCAGAUCAUUUGUUGGCCAGAUACUCUUCCCACUGUAAGGCUCCGUGUCCAGAUCUGGCCCCAGGCAAAACAUCCUUCCCAUUAGAAGACACAGCCAUAGUCUCUAGUGCGAGUCCUGCUCCAGACCCGAGUCGUCAGAUUCUAAAAAUUGACAAAAAUGGGGAGGAAGAACCAAAAGAUGGAGAGGAAAAGAAGGAGAAUGGAGUUGAAAGUAAAAUGCUGAUAAAGUUGGAUGAGAAUCAAGAGGCAGAAGAUCAAUAUUCUCGCACACCGGUUUCUUGGGAUCAACCUAGAAGUGUGCAGCUUACUCGAGCUCCAGGCCAGUCCCUGGGUAUUAGCAUUAUGGGAGGCAAAGGAAUGGGCCAAAGACUAAGUGGUGGAGAGAUGAUGAGGGGCAUCUUCAUCAAGCACAUAAGCUCUGAAAGCCCGGCAGCACAUAACAGCACUAUCCAAGUCGGGGACAGAAUUUUGGAGGUUUGUGGUGUGGACCUGAGUGAUGCCAGCCAUGAGCAGGCGGUGGAGGCUAUCCGCAGGGCAGGAGACUGUGUGGACCUGCUGGUUCAGUCCAGGCAGCAGCGAGCACAGUCUCCUAUGCUGCCCAACCACGAAAGACCGACUCCAAUCUUGCCAUGCAACUCACACAGCAACCAGGAAUUGCAACACCUUCCCGGUCUGUUCCUUAGUAUCUCCCCUACAAACCCAUUCACUCCUACUCCAUUUAAGGUACCUCAACAAGCUUCCAGUAGAGCAGGUCAGCGAAGCCCCGUGACUGCCAAGGCACCAAAGACUGCAGCCACUGAAGAUCAGGAAAACAUUGGCAGAAAAAAGAUGCUUCAGCGUUAUGGCAGCCUGUCAGGAAAGCUCCAUAUGAUUGAGUUGGAAAAGCGCACAGCAGAACAUGGUUUGGGAAUCCGUCUUGCAGGCAAUAAGGAUGGUUCCAGGGCACGAAUGAGUGUCUAUGUGGCGGCUAUAGAUCCUCAAGGACCUGCUGGCUUAGACGGGCGUAUACGAGUGGGGGAUGAACUACUGGAGAUCAAUGGUCAGAUAUUGUAUGGACGCAGUCACCAGAAUGCCUCCACCAUCAUUGACAAUGCUCCUUCUAAAGUCAAGAUCAUUCUCAUCAGAAAUAAAUCAGCGGAUGAAUUGUCCCUUAGCUGCUCUUCAAUGGAGAGAGGCGACACUCGAAGCAGCAAGACGGACUCUGGAGUUUAUAAAGAAAUUGCCAUUGAAGAAAAGAAUGUCAUUCCUUCACAACUGUGUUUGCAGGACAGCAGGGGCAAGAUUGGGGACGGUUUCAAAGCAGUAAAUGGCGAGCCUAGGGCCCAACUAAGUGUGGAGAAGGCUGCUGUCAAAAUUAGCUGCCCUGAGGCUACCUCAUCUACUUCAUCUCGUUUGACAAAGCCUCAUCAUGCUGCAUCGCCCCAUGUGGACUUCGCCACCUCUAUAGCCCUCGGUGCAAAGCAGACCACUCCCAAGGAGUAUUCUGAUUGGCGGGCAUCCACUUCAGGAUCUGACCCUUUAAAAUCUCCUGUUGUGGCUGGCAAAGAAACCACCAUAGAGAUUUUAAAAGGAAACGUAGGCCUUGGUCUCAGCAUUGUUGGAGGGUGUGACACCCUGCUGGGGUCAGUAAUAAUUCAUGAGGUGAAUGAUGGAGGAGCAGCGCAGAGAGAUGGCAGACUGCAGGCUGGAGACCAGAUAUUUGAGGUCAACGGUAUCGACCUGAGGCAGGCCACUCACGAUGAGGCCAUUAGCGUGCUGAGACUCACCACCCAACGUGUUCAGCUGCGUGUCUUCAGGCAUCAGGUGGCCUACAGGGAGGAGGACCUGUGGGAUGUUUUCAGUCUUGUCCUGAGGCCCCAUCCAGUCAAAGGCCUGGGGUUUACCACAGUAGGUAAAAGUAAUGACACCGGCAUCUUUGUGUCAGAUAUCAUCAAAGGAGGCGUAGCGGAUUCGGAUGGCAGGUUGUUGCUAGGUGAUCAGAUUCUGUCAAUCAACGGGGAGGACGUCCGCGCAGAAUCGCAAGACCUUGCAGAGAGGCUUCUGCAGAACUGCAGCGGUGUGUUCCACUUGGAGGUGGCUCGAUUUAAAGCAGGUCUGCAUUACCCAGAACAGAACCAGGAAUACUUUAAGUUGUGUUUUAUCCAGAACGAAGACUCAAACUGUUCCACCCUGACGCCUUCAAACGGAUCCAAUGCUUCUGUCGGCCAACAGAGGGUGACAGAGCACAGAGGAGGGAGCCACACAUUUGAAGACCCCCCUAACCACAGAAAGGUUGUAAUUAAAAAGGGUACACGUGACUCUCUAGGCAUCACUUUAGCAGGAGGAGUGGGCAGUCCCCAUGGCAACGUACCUCUUUUUAUUGCAGCCAUGGAUACCAGUGGAUCAGCUGCCAAAACACAGCAAUUAAAGCCAGGAGACAGGAUUCUCAGUAUAAAUGACGUAUCCAUGGAGGGAAUGAAUCACAUUCAGGCUGGAGCCUUACUUAAAAAUGCCAUUGGCGCUGUCACCCUACAGGUAGAAGCUGGACGUAGCACUCAUGAGCGACUAUCAGACCAGAAUAGUGGUCCGCCUUGCUUUCACAAUAGCCUCUGCACUCGCACGUACAAGACUGUUAGUCUGGAUAGAAGCUCUUCAGGUCUGGGCUUCAGCAUUGUGGGAGGCUUUGGAAGCCCACAUGGAGACUUGCCUAUUUACAUCAAAACUAUCUUUAACAAGGGAGCGGCCAUUGAGGACGGGACGUUGAAACGAGGAGAUCAGAUAAUCGCAGUGAACGGACACUGUCUGGAGGGUGUGACACAUGCUGAAGCUGUGGACCUCCUCAAGAAGACCAAGGGAACUGUGGUUCUCACGGUUCUCUCAUGAGAUUUACUUAUCAUUUUAGAAAAGGUACCCAUAAUUCAUGUAGAUGAGCCCCAGUCACAGAGAAUCAUAUGACAUGUUCUAUUUUUAUGAAAAGAGAACUUCUUGGUAUUUUUAAAUGUGCUCCAUCCUCACCGUAUAAGCUCAUAAUUUGAUUUUUUGGGUGAAAUAUGUAAUUGCAUUUCACUAUGAAAACAAUGCCCAAAUGAUCUUUUAUUGAAGAGUCCUAUUAAGUUUUAGAUGGCUUAGAAUAUAGCAUAUCCAAGCUAACUAAUGUGAUUUCAUGCCAAGUGCUUUUGCCAAUAUUUUGUAUGGCAUCAAGAAGGAAGGGUAGUUGUGUGAUAGGAAUAAAUACGUAAUGUACCGUUUUAUGACAAUGAAUGGCUCCUCUGCAACACUAAAACCUCCGAUGUUACUAAAAUGGGAUGUGAAUUGUGUUAUACAGCUAAUUAUGUUUUUUCCUGGUUUACAGUGUAAUAUGCGUUAUUUUAAAACCAGGCCCAUGUUGACGGAUUGUUUUCUUUUUAUGGAACUUGAUUUAUUUUCCUAUUUUAUGUAACUUAUGGUCAUUUUUUAAUGUAAUACACACAGUAUUUGGUGUUCUACAACAACAAAGUAUGCUGUUAGUGUUUUUAUUAAAUGGUCAUUUGUUAGUGAAUUAUGAUUUCUUGACAACUUUUGGGUUGAGUUUAACUCAUCUGCUGACACUUACGCCAAAAGACAUCCUACACACCACAAAAUUAGCAUGCAACACUGACAUCAAAACGUUUUAAGCUUAAAGGUCAAAUAUUCAAAAAGCAUUUUAAUGUUUAGAUAUUCUCCAAACGAGGUGGGUGUUAUAACCAUUUAUUGGCCUUUCAUUUAAAGUGCCUAUGAAAUCAAAAAGCUUGAUUAUUUCAUAUUUCACACAGUAUUUUAUGCUCCUGAAUGAAAUGGACUGCUUGGAUGUGUCUGUGGAACCGAUUGUUUUAUUUAUUCA
Molecule: messenger RNA, 6552 nt
Organism: Corythoichthys intestinalis (scribbled pipefish)
Lineage: Eukaryota; Metazoa; Chordata; Actinopteri; Syngnathiformes; Syngnathidae
Product: multiple PDZ domain protein
Exons: 42
Coding region: 72-5576 (1834 amino acids)
Molecular function (GO): protein binding
Source: RefSeq, a predicted model, not a curated record